UUUUUAUUUUAUACCAGCGAUAUUAGGGAAGGGGAAGUGCAUGUAGGGAUGACAAGAAUCUCCUGCCCUAAUGAUGGUGAUAUUUUGGGGAAAAACCUGGAGUGAGUUCGGGAAUCCCCAAAUUUUAUAAAUCCUUGGUUGGAUACGGGUCAAAAUGGUACUGUUAUUCCCAUCUCCGAAUUCGACUUGAUAAGUGAUAUAUUUAAUUCUAAGUAAUAUGCAAAUAAUAUAAACUAUGUAUGGUUAUAAUAUAAAAUUGUAAUAUUUACUUAGUUUUGUUAAAUUAAAUUGGGAUGAUUAUGAGUAAUUGUAUUUAAUUUUAUAGGUCAAUUAAAUGUGAUUGAGAUUCGGAACGGAUUUGCCCGAAAUUUUUUAUCUAGUAUGGAAGCGGGAAGAAAUGAUAUUACGAUACCUGACUACGAACCGAUCCGUUACCAUUUGUUAGUGCAUGGAUAACUACUCUUUAUCCACUUAAGAAAACUACACUCCUUAAAUUGAAUGUUUCCACAUGUACUCCUUUAUUUUCCUGACGUGUACGGCCGAGAUCAUUCCCACACUCUAAUCACCAUCACCAGGAUAUACCGAAUCUCUAGGAUCGCCAAAAGGACCGAACAAAAAUUGAUCACAAAAUUCCGGAAAACAUAAAAAAUAUAAUAAAAUCGAAAAAAAAAAAAAAAAAAACCACAAUGAGCCGGCUGUUCUGUAAAUCGCUCCUCCUAACUCCCUCUCUCGUUUCCGCUCCGAUAAGAUUCUCAUUCAAGUCCAUUUCGUCACCGUCUUCCACUUCCAGGGUUCAUCGUAUGGCCACCGAGGCUUCGUCGUCACCGUCAUCCAAUGCAGACCGCGAAGCAACCUCUUCUUCUUCGUCUGCCCCCGCUUCCUCUGCCAUUGAUUUUCUCUCACUCUGUCACCGCCUUAAGACUACGAAACGAGCUGGAUGGGUGAAGAGAGAUGUAAAGGAUCCAGAGUCUAUAGCUGACCAUAUGUACCGAAUGGGAUUAAUGGCUCUGAUUGCUUCUGAUAUCCCCGGUGUCGAUCGAGACAAGUGCAUAAAAAUCGCCCUUGUUCAUGAUAUUGCUGAAGCCAUUGUUGGGGACAUAACGCCCUCCGAUGGGGUUCCGAAGGCUGAGAAGAGUCGAAGAGAGCAAGAGGCAUUAGACCACAUGUGCAAAUUACUUGGUGGAGGGAAAAUAGAAGAGAUAGGUGAAUUGUGGAUGGAGUAUGAGGGGAAUUCCUCGCCAGAAGCUAAAAUUGUUAAGGACCUUGACAAGGUUGAGAUGAUACUUCAAGCCUUGGAAUAUGAAAAGGAUCAAGGAAAGGAUUUAGAAGAGUUUUUUCAGUCAACUGCUGGGAAGUUUCAGACUGAUUUGGGCAAAUCAUGGGCUUCAGAGGUAGCAUCAAGAAGGAAAAAGCAAGGCUAAUUUAUACUAAAUUUUCUGCAGUUGCGCAAGAAGAAAGCUUUAAUUACUUUUCAAUCCGCUCUUGAUGUGUACAUCGUCAAUUCAUUUUGUUUAAUAAGAAGACGAAACAUUUUAAUGUAGCUUCUAGGAUUACCUUAAUUCUUAAGAUUCACUUGAAGUUCUUAAAUUCAGUUAACUCGUAAUAUUUUUUUAGAAAUUAUGAUGCUCAUGACAAAAUUACAAUUUUGGUCCUUGUAGUUUUGAUCAUUGUCUAACUCAGUUCCUGUA
Messenger RNA from Prunus persica (peach), 1688 nucleotides. Its product is annotated as HD domain-containing protein 2. Gene Ontology annotation, cellular component: cytoplasm. The record is from RefSeq and is a predicted model, not a curated record. The coding region runs from base 687 to 1421 and encodes 244 amino acids. NCBI's taxonomy places the organism in Eukaryota, Viridiplantae, Streptophyta, Magnoliopsida, Rosales, Rosaceae. Gene Ontology annotation, molecular function: 5'-deoxynucleotidase activity. The transcript has 8 exons.